AAAGAGGGGUAUUCUCAUGGGUUUGCCUUGGUAUCGUGUUCAUACUGUUGUAUUAAAUGAUCCCGGCCGCUUACUUUCUGUCCAUAUAAUGCAUACGGCUCUGGUUGCUGGUUGGGCCGGUUCGAUGGCUCUAUAUGAAUUAGCAGUUUUUGAUCCCUCUGAUCCUGUUCUUGACCCAAUGUGGAGACAGGGUAUGUUUGUUAUACCCUUCAUGACUCGUUUAGGAAUAACCAAUUCGUGGGGCGGUUGGAGUAUCACAGGAGGUACUACGCCGAAUCCGGGUAUUUGGAGUUAUGAAGGUGUGGCUGGAGCACAUAUUGUGUUUUCGGGCUUGUGCUUUUUGGCGGCUAUCUGGCAUUGGGUCUAUUGGGAUCUAGAAAUCUUUUGUGAUGAACGUACAGGCAAACCCUCUUUGGAUUUGCCAAAAAUCUUUGGAAUUCAUUUAUUUCUUGCAGGGGUGGCUUGUUUUGGUUUUGGCGCAUUUCAUGUAACAGGAUUGUAUGGUCCUGGGAUAUGGGUGUCCGAUCCUUAUGGCCUAACCGGAAGGGUUCAAUCCGUAAAUCCCGCAUGGGGUGUAGAAGGUUUUGAUCCUUUUGUUCCGGGAGGAAUAGCCUCUCAUCAUAUUGCAGCAGGGACAUUGGGCAUAUUGGCGGGCCUUUUCCAUCUUAGUGUACGUCCACCCCAACGUCUAUACAAAGGAUUGCGUAUGGGAAAUAUUGAAACCGUCCUUUCCAGUAGUAUCGCUGCUGUAUUUUUUGCAGCUUUUGUUGUUGCUGGAACUAUGUGGUAUGGUUCAGCAACAACUCCGAUUGAAUUAUUUGGCCCCACUCGUUAUCAAUGGGAUCAGGGAUACUUCCAACAAGAAAUAUAUCGACGAGUUAGUGCUGGGCUAGCCGAAAAUCAAAGUUUAUCAGAAGCUUGGUCUAAAAUUCCCGAAAAAUUAGCUUUUUAUGAUUACAUCGGCAAUAAUCCGGCAAAAGGGGGCUUAUUUAGAGCGGGCUCAAUGGAUAAUGGAGAUGGAAUAGCCGUCGGUUGGUUAGGACAUCCUAUCUUUAGAGAUAAAGAGGGGCGUGAACUUUUUGUAAGGCGUAUGCCUACUUUUUUUGAGACAUUUCCAGUUGUUUUGAUAGACGGAGACGGAAUUGUUAGAGCCGAUGUUCCUUUUCGAAGAGCAGAAUCGAAGUAUAGUGUUGAACAAGUAGGUGUAACUGUUGAGUUCUAUGGUGGCGAACUCAACGGAGUCAGUUAUAGUGAUCCCGCUACUGUGAAAAAAUAUGCUAGACGUGCUCAAUUGGGUGAAAUUUUUGAAUUAGAUCGUGCCACUUUGAAAUCAGAUGGUGUUUUUCGUAGCAGUCCAAGGGGUUGGUUUACUUUUGGACAUGCUUCGUUUGCUCUUCUCUUCUUUUUCGGGCACAUUUGGCAUGGUGCUAGAACUUUGUUCCGAGAUGUUUUUGCUGGCAUCGACCCCGAUUUGGAUGCUCAAGUAGAAUUUGGAGCAUUCCAAAAACUGGGCGAUCCGACUACAAGAAGGCAAUCUAAUCUAAUAAACAGGUAUGAAAGAUUUAUGGCUACACAAACCGUUGAGAGUAGUUCUAGAUCUGGUCCAAGACGAACUACUGUAGGGGCUUUAUUGAAACCGUUGAAUUCAGAAUAUGGUAAAGUAGCUCCGGGGUGGGGAACUACUCCUUUAAUGGGUGUUGCAAUGGCUUUAUUUGCUAUAUUUCUAUCUAUUAUUUUAGAAAUUUAUAAUUCGUCCAUCCUUUGGUUUACCUAUCUCAAUAAAGUCUAUGAUUGGUUCGAAGAACGUCUUGAGAUUCAGGCGAUUGCCGAUGAUAUAACUAGUAAAUAUGUCCCUCCUCAUGUCAACAUAUUCUAUUGUUUAGGAGGAAUUACACUUACUUGCUUUUUAGUCCAAGUAGCAACGGGGUUUGCUAUGACCUUUUAUUAUCGUCCGACCGUUACUGAGGCUUUUGCUUCGGUUCAAUAUAUAAUGACUGAGGCUAACUUUGGUUGGUUAAUCCGAUCUGUUCAUCGAUGGUCGGCAAGUAUGAUGGUUUUAAUGAUGAUCCUGCACGUAUUUCGUGUGUAUCUUACCGGCGGUUUUAAAAAACCUCGUGAAUUGACGUGGGUUACGGGCGUUGUUUUGGCUGUAUUGACCGCAUCUUUUGGUGUAACUGGUUAUUCCUUACCUUGGGACCAAAUUGGUUAUUGGGCAGUCAAAAUUGUAACAGGAGUACCCGAAGCUAUUCCCGGAAUAGGAUCGUCUGUCGUGGAAUUAUUAAGGGGAAGUGCUAGUGUAGGACAAUCUACCUUGACUCGUUUUUAUAGUUUACAUACUUUUGUAUUACCUCUUCUUACUGCUGUAUUUAUGUUAAUGCACUUUCCAAUGAUACGUAAGCAAGGAUGGAUCAAUAAGAAUUCACCUAUCCCAAUAACAAAAAAACCUGACUUGAAUGAUCCUGUAUUAAGAGCGAAAUUGGCUAAAGGAAUGGGUCAUAAUUAUUAUGGAGAACCCGCAUGGCCAAACGAUCUUUUAUAUAUUUUUCCCGUAGUUAUUCUGGGUACUAUUGCUUGUAACGUAGGUUUAGCAGUUUUAGAACCAUCAAUGAUUGGGGAACCCGCGGAUCCAUUUGCAACUCCUUUGGAAAUAUUGCCGGAAUGGUAUUUCUUUCCUGUAUUUCAAAUACUUCGUACAGUGCCCAAUAAGUUAUUGGGCGUUCUUUUAAUGGUUUCGGUACCCGCGGGAUUAUUAACAGUACCCUUUUUGGAGAAUGUUAAUAAAUUCCAAAACCCAUUUCGUCGUCCAGUAUCAACAACCAUCUUUUUGAUUGGUACUGCAGUAGCCCUUUGGUUGGGUGUUGGAGCAACAUUACCUAUUGAGAAAUCCCUAACUUUAGGUCUCUUUUAAAUUGAUUCACUUGUGAAUUAAAAUCUCAUAUAUAUUGGGUAUCUAGGGAGAAUUCACUUUGAAAGGACUACUCUCUAGAUACAUCUUUGAACCUACUCUCAGUAUGUAGAUUUUUUCUAAAUUUUUCUAAAGAUAAAGAUUCAAACUCCAUAUUUUCAUCUUUUUUUUCUUUCUUUUUUAUAAAAAAGAAAGAAAAAAAAGAUGAAAAAAACCUAAUGGAUUUCCAAUUUAUGCAAAAUGCUUUUCUUUCAAUUUCGAAUUUCUAAAAUGUCCAAGAUAUGUUUUACAUCUUCUAUCCGAAAAUCUUCUAUUUUCAUAAGGUUUUCGUGACUGGUAUUAAAAAGGUCCAAUAAUGUAUGUAUAUUGGACCUUUUGAGACAAUUAUAGAUCCUGGGAGGCAAUUCUAAUUGGUCAAUAAAAAAAGAUUUUAAUUCUAUCUCUUUUUUGUUUUUUCUUAGUUUAGCCAAUGUAUCAUGAAAAGUGAAACCGGGUAAAGUAACUUUGUGUUGAUUUUUUUCUAAUUUCAAGUUUUCUGCUCCCGCAUGUAAAAAAGGAAUAAAUAGGUCAAUCAAAUUACGGGAGGCUUCAUAAAGCGCUUCUUUAGGAGUUAAACUCCCAUUUGUCCAUAUUUCGAGAAAGAGUAUUUCUUGUUUUUCAUUCCCAUUCACAUAAGAAUGAAUACUAUGAUUUGCGUUUCGAACAGGCAUGAAUACUGCAUCUAUAGGAUAACUUCCGUCUUGAAAGUUUUUAGUCUUUUUAUACAAUAUCCGCGAUUCCUCUCGAUUUGUAAUCUAAUACACAAAUUAAUGGGUUCUAUUAGGUUAGCUAUAUGUUGCGUAUUAUCAACAAUUUCCACAGAAGGUGGUAAAAUGAUGUCUUGAGCGGUUACAUAUCCGGGACCGUUGAUACAAAUAGAUGCGUCUCGAGUCCCAUACAGAUUACUUCUCAAUACUAUUUCUUUCAAA
This is a messenger RNA of Arachis stenosperma, 3873 nucleotides long. RefSeq names its product photosystem II CP47 reaction center protein-like. Gene Ontology annotation, biological process: photosynthetic electron transport in photosystem II; protein stabilization; respiratory electron transport chain. The coding region runs from base 17 to 2908 and encodes 963 amino acids. The record is from RefSeq and is a predicted model, not a curated record. The transcript is spliced from 5 exons. Gene Ontology annotation, cellular component: thylakoid membrane; photosystem II. NCBI's taxonomy places the organism in Eukaryota, Viridiplantae, Streptophyta, Magnoliopsida, Fabales, Fabaceae. Gene Ontology annotation, molecular function: phosphate ion binding; chlorophyll binding.